Messenger RNA from Penicillium diatomitis, 975 nucleotides. RefSeq names its product putative succinate:fumarate antiporter (Acr1). The record is from RefSeq and is a predicted model, not a curated record. The transcript has 4 exons. Gene Ontology annotation, biological process: succinate transport; fumarate transport; transmembrane transport. Bases 1 to 975 code for a protein of 324 amino acids. NCBI's taxonomy places the organism in Eukaryota, Fungi, Ascomycota, Eurotiomycetes, Eurotiales, Aspergillaceae.
AUGGCGUCGAAAAGUGCCAACGGCAACAGUAACAGGAGGGCCUCUCCAGCAGUCAAUUUGAUCGCUGGCGGUGGUGCUGGUAUGAUGGAGGCUCUUGUGUGCCACCCAUUGGACACAAUCAAGGUUCGCAUGCAGCUUUCACGGAGAGCCACGGCGCCGGGGGCCAAACCUCGUGGUUUUGUAGCCACUGGUGCCGAGAUUGUGCGUCGAGAGACCGCGCUCGGUCUAUACAAAGGACUGGGUGCGGUGUUGGGAGGAAUCAUUCCCAAGAUGGCGAUUCGAUUCACCUCGUACGAGUCAUACAAGGGUGCACUGGCAGAUAAGGAGACGGGCAACGUCACCAGCAAAGCUACUUUCCUGGCUGGUUUGGCUGCUGGUGUAACCGAAGCCGUCGCUGUGGUCAACCCAAUGGAGGUUGUCAAGAUUCGUCUACAAGCUCAACACCACAGUUUGGCUGAUCCGCUCGACACACCCAAGUACCGCAGUGCACCCCACGCACUCUUCACCAUCAUCCGGGAGGAAGGCUUCAGUGUACUCUAUCGCGGUGUCUCCCUCACAGCUCUGCGCCAGGGUACCAACCAAGCGGCCAACUUCACCGCAUACACCGAGCUUAAAGCUGCUCUACAACGCUACCAGCCCGAGUACGCCAACGCUCAGCUCCCCUCCUACCAGACCACCUUGAUCGGUUUGAUCUCCGGUGCCGUCGGUCCCUUCUCCAAUGCCCCCAUCGACACCAUCAAGACUCGUCUGCAAAAGACACGCGCAGAGCCGGGUCAGUCUGCUAUCAAUCGCAUCAUGGUCAUUGCCAAGGACAUGUUUAAGACGGAGGGUGCUCGCGCCUUCUACAAGGGAAUCACCCCUCGUGUCAUGCGUGUUGCUCCUGGUCAGGCGGUGACUUUCACUGUGUACGAGUAUAUCAAGGGCAAGUUGGAAGGGUCCAACUGGGCUUUUGUGGGAGGCAAAUUCGAGGAGUAG